AUGGAAUUCGAAAGCCCCGAUGUUGAAAAAGAUUUCCCUGGUUUAUAUGCUUCUGACUUAAGUAAAAAAUGCAAUGAAAGUGAUUUUAGUGAUGAAGCUCAUGAUAAAUCAUUUAAAAAAGAUUUAAUUAUUGGAAAAAAAAAAGACAAAAAAGAUUCGAAAAAGGAUAGAGGUUAUGCUGCUUUAGAGGGUGAAAGUUCUGUUGAUGAAGACACAGAUUUGAAGAGUCCGUGUAAAUCGAAAAAAAGCAAAACGUUUAAAUUUUCUUCUAAGAAAGCAGAAAAAAAAGAAAAAAUUAAAGAUAAAGAUAAAGAUAAAGAUGUAGAUAAAAAAGAUAAAGAAAAAAAGGAUAAGGAUAAAGUAAAAAGUAAAGAAAAAAAGAAAAUUAAAAACAGUGAAGAAAUUUUAGAUUCGAAUGAAAACCACAAUGUUUUUGGAGUUAAUCUUUCUACUGCAGUCGAGAGGAAUGGUUGUUUGGAUGGUGUUCCAAUUCCAUUGGUUGUAAGAAAUUGUAUAGAUUGUAUUCACAGUUUCGGUUUAAAUUUAGAUGGAUUAUAUAAAAUUCUCGGUAUGAAAUCAAAAGUUCUAGCCGUGAAAAAAAUGUACAAUGCAAGAGAAAAUGUUUCAUUGGGAGAGUGUGAUGUACCUGUUGCAACUUGUUUGCUAAAACUUUUCUUAAAAGAAUUACCCGAUUCAUUACUUACCACAGAGUUAUUGGCAAGAUUUGAAGAGGCUGGUGCAAUAAUGGAAUUAGAUUUAAGAGAAAAAACUCUACAGAAUUUAUUAGCUCAAUUACCUGUUGUGAAUAAAAUUUUGUUGGGGUGGCUCAUAAAUCAUUUUGAUAUAGUUACAAUGCAUGAAAAACAUAAUAAGCUAAAUGCCCAAUCGAUUGCUAUGACAUUUAGUCCUGUAUUACAAAUGAGUCAUAGAUUGCUUACUGCAUUUUUAUGCCAUUGCAAACCUCUGUUCUCGAAUAUAACAAUCGAAAGGUACAUUCCACCGCUUUGUCCAGGAAGUGCAUUUCCAGAAAAACCAGAUGAAAUAUCAUUGGAAUUAAAAAAACAAGAGUUAUUAUUAAAUCAAUUACAUAGAGAAAUGAGCGAAGGAUUUGUUUCGAAAAAAAAAGAAGAGCAGUUAUGGGAAGUUCAAAGGAUAGUCACUCAAUUAAAAAGAAAACUUAGAAGUUUUCAUAAAUUUAGUGAAAUAAAUACUGUGGUUAAAAGUUUCGAAGAAGAUUGUAAACCAAAUGUAGAGACCUCUUGUGAAAAUAAAAUCAAUGUAACAGAAAAAAAUGUUUCUCCCAUUCAGUUAAAUUUAAAAUUAAGUAACUCAAAGGAAAAUUUAAACGAUAGCAAAAAUGAAGAAGGAGUACCGAAUAAAGGAAAUAAAUUAAAUUCCACUUCUCCUGAAAAGGUUGUAAAAAAAGAAAAAUCACCAAAUCAGUCGUCGUCACCCGAAAUACCGCCUUCUACGAAUAAAAUUUUAAAAGAAUCACAAUUUCCCUCCGAUUUGAAUUUAGAACAACUCAAAUGCGAAUUAGAAUACAAAGAAUUGUUAAAAUUUCAAACUGCACUAAAAAAUAGAAUAGCUCAAGAAAAAGAACUUAUUUCUGAAUUAAACACAAAAAUUCUUUUUUAUGGGAAGGACGUUUUAAAUUCACCAAAAACCGAAACUUUUACAAAUGUUGAAAAAAUAGAGAAAGACUGUGAAACAUUACAAAAAAAAAUAAAAGGGCUGCUAUUGAAGAUUUUCGAAGAACGAUUAGCUUGCAUAAAGCUUAAGGUUUACAUAAAUAUUUUGACGAUUCCAGAAAAAGGAAUGCAGGAAUGCUGA
Messenger RNA from Pediculus humanus corporis (human body louse), 1833 nucleotides. RefSeq names its product RalA-binding protein 1-A, putative. Gene Ontology annotation, molecular function: small GTPase binding; GTPase activator activity. Lineage: Eukaryota; Metazoa; Arthropoda; Insecta; Psocodea; Pediculidae. The transcript is spliced from 11 exons. Gene Ontology annotation, biological process: small GTPase-mediated signal transduction. Bases 1 to 1833 code for a protein of 610 amino acids. The record is from RefSeq and is a predicted model, not a curated record.